This is a messenger RNA of Syngnathoides biaculeatus (alligator pipefish), 3101 nucleotides long. It is a transcript of the gene tmc5, whose product is annotated as transmembrane channel like 5. Gene Ontology annotation, molecular function: mechanosensitive monoatomic ion channel activity. Gene Ontology annotation, cellular component: plasma membrane. The coding region runs from base 157 to 3072 and encodes 971 amino acids. NCBI's taxonomy places the organism in Eukaryota, Metazoa, Chordata, Actinopteri, Syngnathiformes, Syngnathidae. The transcript has 21 exons. The record is from RefSeq and is a predicted model, not a curated record.
GUCAUUUUUGUGGUCGUUGCUACUGAACACACAGGUGUCUCUAGUCUGAUCAGCAUGGAUUCCUAGGUGUUUUGUUUUAUUUAGCUUUAAGUCAGGCCUCACUUUUAGUGGAUUUGUUUCCCAUUUCACACAAUCAUCAGGAGCAACUAUUGACUCAUGUCAAAUUACAAGAACGGAGGACUUUUCAACCCUGCCUACCAUGACAACGAGACCCUGGAAAUUGAUAGGAAGCAACAGCACACUAAUCCCUAUGUCCAGGAAGAACAAGACUGGUGGAAGGACAGGCAAGAAACCUAUGACACCGAGAUUGGCCAAAGCAGUGGUAAUGAUGCUGUCGUGGGAGUACCCUGGGGGGGCUGGCAGGAGGAGGGCUGGAGGGGAAGAGAAAGUAUUCCUAUGAAACUUCAGUCAAGACAUCCGGAAAGUUCUGUUUUCCAGCAUGACUUCAAUCACGGUCCAUUCCAAACCGACCGUGACGUUCCUUCCGAUCAAAUCCCACCUAUCCGACUUCCUUCUGCAUCAUCAGGCACCGUGUCUAUGAGGUGGAGGGGAGUUGGAUUAAGGAUGAACGUGCUUCCUAGCGAUGAUCCUCAUCAUCUAGCAUUCACAGAGGAGGCAAUCAGGAAUCAGGUGGAAAAUGAGGAGCAGACGCUUGUCAAAGAACUUGUUGGCUUGUCAACACGAGAUCGAAUCAAGGCCAUACGAGACCUUCCGAUGAGUUUUGAAGAGAAAAAACAUAUAAGGAAUGAAGUACUAGCAUUUGAGUCUCGGUCUCAGCGGUUCACAUGCUUUGCAGACUGUUCAGAGAGAGCGUCACUUUUUCUUCGCAGGUGCGGCUAUAGUAUCCGGUCAGCUAGACAGACCUUGGAACUGUGGCAAGGCAUCAUGAAAGAGAUAGGUGGCAAGUUCGGCACCAGCGUGCUCAUCUAUUUUGUAUUCCUCAAGUGGUUGCUUAUAUUCAACAUAUUCUCCUUCCUGGUUAACUUUGGCUUCAUCACCAUUCCACUGCUGGUUUAUGAUAUUUCCCCCAAUUUACCUCCAAAUGUUGCCUUCAUGGGACUGGAGAUACUAACUGGAGCUGGUCACUUCAACUACACUGUCAUGUACUAUGGUGGUUACACCAAUGAAACCCUAGUGGGUAUAAUGGAAUACAACAUGCAGCUGGCCUACUUUUUCACGAUUGCCAUUUAUAUGAUGUUGUGCGGGAUUGCACUAAUCACAAGCAUGGCAAACUCCUUCAAGACAAACUACGUGCUUGUGGAUCAAAUUUCAAACAGUGCAUGGCAGCUUUUGUGCAGUUGGGAUUUUAAAAUCAUCAACGAAAGAGCAGUGAGACAGCGCAAGAACAACCUCAGAGUCCAACUAAAGGAGUCAAUGUCAGAGAAGGCACAAAGGGAUCUACUCACCCUCACUGAAAAGCUCAAGCAGAUUGGGAUUCAUUUAGGCUCGUGGCUUCUCUCCACCAGCCUGGCUGUCGGCUGUGCUGCCAGCAUCUAUUUUCUCUGCCAGUAUGAGCAGCAGAACACAGCAGAUGCUUCAAACUGGUCAUUAGGUCAGGAGGCAGAGACUCUCCUGGUCCCCUUUGUGGUGUCCUUAAUGAACCUGGUGGUACCACUCUCCUAUUCUCUCUUCAGUAAAUUUGAACAAUAUUCCAGUCAACGCAGCCACAUCUACGCUCUAUUGCUCAGGAAUGUGAUACUCAAGAUGUUGAUUCUGGGUGUUUUAUGCUACUACUGGAUGAAUGUUGUGGCUCAGAAGUUUACAUGUUGGGAGUCCAUGGUCGGACAGGCAUUGUACCGCUUGGUCAUCUUUGACUUUUUCUUUCUCAUGUUGGGAUCCCUCUUUGGAGAGUUCCUCAGCAAUUUCAUUGGAAGAACAUUUCUACCACAUCUUGGGGUUCCAGAGUUUGAUGUAGCCAGAAAUGUCCUUGAACUCAUCUAUGCACAGACUAUAGUCUGGAUUGGGAUCUACUUCUCACCACUGUUGCCUGCCAUUCAGAUUGUCAAGUUUUUCAUCCUAUUUUUUGUAAAAAAGGUCAGCCUGACUCACAACUGUCAGCCUCCACGGCGCACAGGCAGAGCAGCUCAGAUGCAAACCAUUUUCAUCGCCCUCCUGUUCUUCCCCUUCUUUGUGGGAGCCCUGUCAAUUGUUGCAUACACUGCAUGGCGACUUACGCCUUCUGAGCACUGUGGCCCAUUUCGUGGCCAUAACACCACCUUCAGUGUGAUUGGAGUCUGGAUUGAUGAUUUGCAAGGCAUUCCCGGUUCUCAAGGGGCCAUCUGGAUCUAUGAAAAUGUCAUCAAAAGUGAAAUUGUUUACUUCCUUGGCACACUCAUAAUCUUAAUCAUCAUAUAUAUCUUCUGGCAAGUCUCUCAAGGCCGCAAGCACCUUAUUGGUCGACUGAGACAGCAAAUUGUUAACGAGGGGAAAGACAAGUCAUUCUUGUUGGAAAAACUACAGAACCUCCAGAAAUGUCAUCCUAAAAAGAAGCACAAACACAAGAAUCAAAAGAAGCACUCCAAUCAGUGCUUGGACAAGAGUUCAACCGGUGGUAAAUUCCACUCAAACACCACAAUUCAGGCUUCAAUUGUUCCCCAACAACUUGAGCAAGAGGAGCGAUGGUUCCCCAGUGGUAUGCCGCUUCCCUCAGAUAUCUCUACAUCUGAUGAUGUAGUGCAAACCCUGAAGAGCAGUCAGAGAGACCAGGAGUACCUGGAAGAAUUAUACCCAAUGUGCCAGCCGUCCUUCACAGGAGGGAUGCCUGCCAGGCAUGUGGGCGAGCAUGAUGGAAGAGAUUUAUUCUACAGUACAGCAGAAUCUCCUGUGAUUUGGGCAGGGGAAGCAAGACAAAAACAAGAAGAUGAUUCAGCACAACAAAUAGAUGACUUGCCAUCUUCGUUGUCAAAUGCUAUGAUACAAGUCAUGCAAGCAAGACAGAGAGUAGAAAGAGAUGAAAGUCUUCGUUGGGGCUUUGCUCCUCCCCAACAUCUACCUCCUGCUAGUUCCAGCGCACUCAUACAAGCUAUGUUAGUCCGGCAGCAAGCCCAGAAUGAGUAUGACGACGGCUACUAAAGUACCAAAAAGCAAGUAUGAUAUUUUUA